Molecule: messenger RNA, 1281 nt
Organism: Bombina bombina (fire-bellied toad)
Lineage: Eukaryota; Metazoa; Chordata; Amphibia; Anura; Bombinatoridae
Gene: CDCA8
Product: cell division cycle associated 8
Exons: 11
Coding region: 68-901 (277 amino acids)
Biological process (GO): mitotic sister chromatid segregation
Cellular component (GO): spindle midzone; chromosome, centromeric region; chromosome passenger complex
Source: RefSeq, a predicted model, not a curated record
UUUAAAUCUGUUAGUGCCUGUUCCUUUGCUGUCGGCGAGCGGGAAAGCGGAUAACUCUAUAUUCACCAUGCCACCAGCAAAAAAGAAAAAUUCCAAACGAAAAAAUAAUACAGUUAAAAAUGAAAAGCUGGCAUCGUUUCUCAGGGACUUUGACAGUGAAGUCAAGUCAAUAAUGGAGCAGUUAAAAACAAAUGUCACAAACAAUCUGAAAGAAGUGGAUAGUCUGUACAACAUCGAAAUCCUCAAGCAACCAGUAGCUAUCAGAGAGAUGCGCUGGCUAGAUUACUUUGCCAAAGGUGGAAGUGAAAAGGCUUUAGAGGCAGCUGUAAUAGUGAAUUUAGACACUGAGGAAAUAAAUCAAAUCACAUCGUGUGUUUCUCAAACACCAUUCAAGUCCACCAAGAAAGUCAGAAAACGAAAGAAGGAUUCUGUUGAAGAUGCUGAAAAUAUUAUUCCAGAGAAAAGUGUUCUUAAAGCAAGAGCAACAGCCACAAAGAAUGUGCCUCUUACAAGAAAAACAAGAAACCCUGCUGCAAAUACAACCAUCUCUACUAAACGGACUAGUAAAAGAAGUCGAAUGACCCCAUCUACAAAAAAAUCAGAUACCUCGAUGUUCGGAUACACACCAGUGGUAACGCCCAGAUUUGACACCAGAAUUUUUAAAACAGCACUUCGUACACCAGGCACCCGAGAACCAGUUUACACUUUCUCAGCCAAUGGAAGCCCUCUUGCUGGUAUGGACGAGUUGUUCAUAAAUGUGCCUGUUGGCGAUGGAAAGAAUAUACGUUUAACUGCUGAAGAUGUAGAUAAUAUGGAUCUCCGCAGCCUUGAUCAACAGUCCUCUGAAAAUAUCAAGCUGCUCUCGAAACGACUGGAGAAAAUAUGCAAAAAUUUAAAAUGAAAGUGAAGCCAUUCCUAGUCUUUGGUUUACUCUUUUAUACAUCAGUUUGCUGUAUUUCUGUGCAGUAUGCCAGAUCAUUGGAUUUGUAAAUAUCAUCUACCUUUUUAGUUACUGUUCUGGCAUGACUGAAACAAAUAAAUGGUUUUACAUGCUUAAUUUUUUUUAUUUUUUUUUUUAAACCAAAAAGGAAAAAGUGCCCCAUUGAGAGGCAGUAGUUAUGUUGAGCACUGUAUAUCUUAACAUGUUUCCAUUUAGAAAAUGCACACAUACACAACUGAAAACCUUGUUUUAGUUCUAGCAUUUUUUUGUAUAUACAUAUCUAUGUAAAUAGAAACUAUACUUUUGAUCACCAAACACAAUAAAAAUAUUGUUUGAUGGUG